AUGGGAAAUUGUCAGGCGAUAAACGCGGCAGUUCUAGUUCUACAGCAUCCCGGCGGGAAAAUCGACAGGUACUACGGCUCUGUAUCCGUAAGCAAAGUCAUGGGUAUGUAUCCUGGCUACUACGUCUCUCUCAUCAUUCCUUUGACUGAGAACGAAGAAGACACGAAUAUUCCGCAGACGUUGAAGAGUGACGAUAAGAAACAGAGGAAGACUGUGAGGUUUACACGUGUCCAGCUUCUCCGUCCGACGGAGAGUCUUGUCCUUGGUCACGCUUACCGUCUCAUUACUUCACAAGAGGUUAUGAAGGUCUUACGGGAAAAGAAAUGCGCGAAGAUGAAGAAGCACCACACUGAGACGACGACGGUGAAGAAGCUGUCCGAAAAGAAAGUUCCGGAGAAGAAACAAGGGAAGCAAUUUCGUGUCUUAACGAAUUCAAUUUCUUCCCUAAAGUCCAAAACAUGGAAGCCAUCUCUUCAGAGCAUCUCUGAAGCUACGAGCUGA
Messenger RNA from Arabis nemorensis, 501 nucleotides. NCBI's taxonomy places the organism in Eukaryota, Viridiplantae, Streptophyta, Magnoliopsida, Brassicales, Brassicaceae. The record is from the annotation of a GenBank genome assembly.